Spodoptera littoralis (African cotton leafworm) is the source of this 1906-nucleotide messenger RNA. Lineage: Eukaryota; Metazoa; Arthropoda; Insecta; Lepidoptera; Noctuidae. The record is from the annotation of a GenBank genome assembly.
AUGACUUUGUCCCGUACCCCGAAACCAUCAUUACUUACAACGAUUUCUAUAAAUAGGGAGCAAAGAUCUUUGCCCGGUAACAUAUAUUAUGGUCCAGGACCAAUACAAUUAAAAGCAAAUCAAAAGUAUAUGCAUCAGACUAGAAAAAAAAUACAACUUCAACCUGAAUCCAGUGACUGGGAUGAAGAAAUGCCUUUUAACUUAAUGACUAAUAGAGAACAUUAUCAACCAAAUGUAAGUGUUAGACGAAGGCGACUUCCAGUAGUAGACAAUAUAACCAAUUCGCGCAUACGAAUGCUUCCUGAUAUUCCUUCUAUUAAUUUAAGUAACAAAAUUGAACAAAAUGCAAUUAGCUCUUGUGCUGUUGAUUUAGUACAAAUGGAAGUAAUAAAUUCUCAACUUUACAAUAAUGAUUGUGAUGAUACACCAGAUCAUAAUUCAAUCCAAAAAGAGAAUCGAAAUUAUUCAGACAGUUUAGGGGAAGAGAAUUCACAUGAUAUUAAAAAAGCAACCGAAACUGAACCUAAAUGCGCAUGAAUUGAUAAAUAUAACAGACACUAAUCCAAUCAUAUCUCAAAUAAAUAGAAAAAAGUUUUUAUCCCUCGAUUUGAAAACCAAUUAUGAACAAAAAAGUCCUAAUCAAACAAAACCAUUAGAUGUAAAUGAAACUCAAGAUGAUAUUAAAAACCCUAUGCCCAAUAUCAAACCCUUAGUCAAAGUAGAUAAGAUACAAAAACCGAAAUUAGAACGAAGACGAAAUUCUGAUUCGCUAGUCAUUUUGAAAACUUCACCACAAGAGUUAUCAACACCCGACCAAAUAAGAAACUUGUUUAAGAGAAUGAGCAUUACUUCAAAAAAUACUUUAGACUCGCCUCCAGAGUCCAAAGUGAAGAUAAAGUACGGCAAUAGCGUUAGUAUUAAUGAAGUUCCCACUUUCCAAGAAUAUCGUUCCCCCAAUUCCAUUUCCCCUCAAUCUAGUAUCGACUUAUCCUUUAAAAAACCUUUGCCUUCCAUUAUUAAAAAAGCUCGACCCCGGUCAUAUUCUUUAGCAGCGACAUAUCAUUUAGAUCGAGAAUUUAGUAUUAUGGCUAAUUCUUUGUCUGUUGCUCUUUCUCCCCCGAACCUCGGCUCGCCCCGUCGUGCGCUCACUCCUGUCGCCUCACACCUGCCACUUGAUGACAUUCAUCACGACAUUCAUGAUGUGUCGGUGGAAACUCCCAUGUUGGAUGGACCGACGCCGACGGCCGACGCCAUAUCUGAAUCGGCGCGCUCACCACCUCCAACUAACCAUCGUCGACGUGAAACAAACCGUCAAAUAAAACAAUCGAUGACAAAACAUGAAAAACCUGUACACCGACGGAAUUCGAAACGUAGUAAUGACUAUGGUGGACGAGACAAUGGACGCGGCAAUGGCAGCAACCAACAGCAACAACCCUUGGAGAGGCGAGAGUCACGUCGAGGUCAAUUUACUAGGAGUUUGAGCAAUGCAGAUGUGCCACCGGAUGAAAAAGCAGGUGUGACUUUUACUAAAGACGGCAGCCUAAGUGACACUGCUCUUGGCGGAGCAGGCGAACUGGAGCCUGCCAACGACGACGUUCUACUGAAAGCGGAACCUCGAGACUACUUCGGACCUGGCAUGGGCAAGAAAAGCAAUUCUACUUCACAAUUGUCGGCAACAGGUCGGAAACGGAGGUUAGGUUUCGGUAAACGUGGGAAAAAUUCGUUUACGGUGCAACGAAGCGAGGAAGUGGUGCCCGGCGAAAUGCGUGGAGGCAUGAGUGGAGUCUCUCGGGCUUCUUCAGCCUCUAGCGAGAACGACGAAGACAGGUUCGCGGUGUUUGUCACCGUCGACAUUGACACAAUAGUGUGGCACCUGGCCCGGGGCGGUAGAUCACUCGCGUAUUGA